This is a messenger RNA of Salvia splendens (bonfire salvia), 881 nucleotides long. RefSeq lists its product as uncharacterized. The record is from RefSeq and is a predicted model, not a curated record. The transcript has 2 exons. Lineage: Eukaryota; Viridiplantae; Streptophyta; Magnoliopsida; Lamiales; Lamiaceae. The coding region runs from base 104 to 484 and encodes 126 amino acids.
GAUCACAGUCUCCACUCAAGAUUUAUGCAGGGUUUUUAAUUUCAUUGUGUUAAGGGAGAAAGCAGAAGUAUCUGUUUGUUGUGAUUUGGAAAACUGAUCAAGGAUGUGGAACGGCAACGGAAAUGCGGCGAUGCAGACGGCGAUGAGGUAUUUCUCCACGAGCUCGCGGAAGCGUGCCCCCAAUUUGAGGAAGAUAAACCCUAGGGUUCCAUUUCAGGAGGCCGCCUACAUUGCUGAAGGUCUCUACGACGUCAUCAAGGCUAAUGGCGCUCUCACCAUCGGAAAUGCGUGGAAUCACGUCAAGGAUGCUGGUAUCAGUGGUCUAAACAGCAAAACACACAUGAAGAUUAUGCUGAAGUGGAUGAGAGGUAGGAGCAUGCUCAAACAAAUCUGUAACCAAGUUGGAUCCAACAAGAAAUUUCUGGUCACCACAUAUCCAGAAGAACCUCAGAUGGACCAGGUGACUGCUACACCGCAGAAGUGAAGCCGAAGACUCAGAAACCUUCAAAGUCUGAUAGAAAACGAGCACGAUAAUGGGUGCGUGUGUAAGUGCUGUGCUGAUUGCUAUUUUGUUAUUUCUUCCCCCUAUUUUGGCCUUUAGUGAAAGUGUCGGUAUUGAGCACAAAAAUUUUCCCAUUCAAGGUAUGAAUGUGCUUUAGUUCCCUAUUGACAUGCCCUUAGAUUUGUUUGGAACAUAAAAUUGCUACUUUUGUUCUAAUCAAAGGCGAUAUGAUAUCCCCCUUCUCCAAAAGGAAAAAAGAUCUUUAGCUGCAAUAACUGCUGUAACUUAGGGGUUUUGAUUGUUUUAAUAAAUUAGAUUUGUAAUACAUGCGAUCGGUUUGAAGGAUUCCAUGAUCAAAUAAAUUAAAAAAUGUUGAGUC